This is a messenger RNA of Grosmannia clavigera kw1407, 2340 nucleotides long. RefSeq lists its product as uncharacterized. NCBI's taxonomy places the organism in Eukaryota, Fungi, Ascomycota, Sordariomycetes, Ophiostomatales, Ophiostomataceae. The record is from RefSeq and is a predicted model, not a curated record. The coding region runs from base 1 to 2340 and encodes 779 amino acids. The transcript is spliced from 2 exons.
AUGUCAGCAAUGGACUCUGUUCAAAGCCAGGAGUUCCUCGUCCGAGACCUGCCCACCCGCUCAGUUUCUCUGUUUCCAACACGGGCACAGGUGGUUCGGGAUAUCAAGGGUGUCAUCUUGAAGCCAGGAGCCAACCAACUUACAGUUGUAGGUUUCGCUCCGACGACGGAUGAGAACUCCAUCAAGGUUGAGGGCACCGGGUCUGCAGUCAUCUCGGACAUUGCCAUUGAGCUGCUGCCCAACCAGGAGGACUUUGACGACAUCUAUCCUAGAAGCGAUGAAGAGGAGUGCCCUCAGAGUAAUAAUGAGAUGAGCGAGGAUGAGAGCGUGGAGGUGAAACAGACGCGUGUGAAACUGGAAGAGGUCCGUAGUCGCAUGACAGCGCUGCGUGACACGGAGAAGGCUGCGAAGGAGACAGUGUCCAGCGCAGAGAACCGGCUGAGAAUUCUGGACGCGUACGGAAAGUUGCUUGACAAUGAGCGAAGCUUGGCAAUUAGUGAGGCCCUUGAGGCAUACCGGACGGAGCGCGCCAAGGCGUUUGGGGACCACAUGAAGGGCGAGCUCCAGUUACGGGAACUGGCCAAGACGAUCGCCAAGGUGCAAGACGAGGAGAAGAAGCUGGUGCAGCUACAAGUGAGAAGGAAGAUGAAAGAGAAGUGGCUCGAGAUGAAGGCGAGUAAGGCCGAGAAACGGGAGAAGAAGCGAGAGCUGGAGAAGAAAAAGGAGAAGGACCGGAUCAGUGAGGAGUUGAAGAGUCUGUGGCCUUCACGGUGCUACACGGUGCGCAUCACACUGGAUGCUGCGGGCUACACGCCGGCAUCGUCGCGACGGACGUCGAUUGCCAGUGUGACAGAGGUAUUGGGGGUGAAAGGAGCGGGCGAAGGUGGCGAAGAAUCUGCGGUGGACGACACGGCCGACCUGACAUGCGACUUGACCAUCUCGUAUGUGACCACGUCGGCGUUCUGGUCGCCAAAGUACGACCUGCAGCUAUCGACGACUACGGGAUCGGCGGUGCUGUGCUUUGACGCGGACCUGACCAACAAGACGUCAGAGACGUGGAGCAGCUGCAAGGUAGUGCUCUCGACGAGCCAGACGACCUUUCCCGGCCUCAACGAUGCCAUCCCGACUCUCGUGCCGUGGCACGUCAAGCUAAACAGGAUCGGCUUCUUGAUUUCAACUUCCGGCCUCGGUAGCAUCACUCAGAGUCGCGAGGAGCUCGCAUACAGCAAUGACAAAGCGACUUUGGCGGCAAAUGAGCAGCCGCGCAACAAGUCGAGUAGACAGCAGAAUCUCUUCGCGCCACAAAACCAGAUGUUGUUUCAACAGGCACAACAGCCGACGCUACACGCUAUGUCGGCUAGGUCAGCAUUUGGCCGAACCACCGGCACCCUUUUCGGCGCGGCCUGUCCACCGGCUGCUUCACCGCAGCCCGCAAACGUUACCGGGAUAAUGCGACACGGGAUGCAAGUCGGUACUACCAGCAACUACGACACUGACGAAGAAGACGACGACACGAUGGCGGGGGCACCGGAGCUGGAUUUCCAGGAUUCGGCGUUUGAGGAGAUGGGGCUGACGACGACAUACGAUCUGCCAGGACUGAAGACUCUGGCGUGCAGCACGAAGACGUCCCGACAACGGGUGGCACGCAUCAGCCUGACAGGAGGCACUGUGGUGUUCAGCCAUACGAUUGUGGCCAAGUACAAGCCAGCAGCCUAUCUGAAGGCGCGGAUCAAGAACGCGAGCAAGUUGACGCUGCUGCGAGGACUGGCUGGCCUGACGCUGGAUGGCGCAUUUCUGGGUCGCACGACGCUGCCUCGCUGCAGUCCAGGCGACUCGUUCUCGCUCAACCUGGGCGUUGAUCCGACGAUUCGCGUGGUGUACCCCAAGCCCGACAUCAAGCGGGCCAGCGGAGGUGGCGGUCUUCUCAUCAGCAAGGACAACAGCGGGACCUUCCGGCGGUCCACCACAGUAACCAACACAAACCCCAGGACGCGUGCUGGCAGCGGCAAGUCGGCCACGCUGCUUGUGCUCGACCAGGUGCCCGUCAGCGAGGAUGAAAGGCUGCGGGUCGAGAUCCAAGUCCCACAUGGGCUCGCCGUCGAUGGAUCAUCCGUGGCUGCCGGCGAGGGCGUAGCCUCGGCAACUAUAGAUUCUGGCAGUGGCAGCGUUUCAUCUUCUGAAAGUACGGCCGCGAUCAAGGAAUGGGGCCGGGCUUCAGCCACGCUGAAAAAGGCUGGCCAGGUCACGUGGGACAUGGAGCUCUAUGCCGGCCGGACGGCUAGGCUGGACCUGGAGUACGUAGUCACGGCGCCGGUGGGUGAGGGGGCCACACAGUGCUGA